AUGAACCCCCAUCAAGUUAACCCCAGUGAUCAGAUAGCAGAACUGGUAGUGGAGUCUCCCCAUUUUUCGUUCAACUGCGCACACUUUAUUGCGUUUAAAGGAUUCAGAGAAACAUUGCAUGGUCAUAAUUAUAAUGUGUCCUUAAAACUAAGGGGAUAUAUACAACAAGAUGGAUAUGUAAUCGACUUCUCCAUUUUGAAAGAAAAACUUAAAAGGGUUUGCAAACAGUUGGAUCAUCAUUUCAUUCUGCCAAUGUAUAGUGAUGUUCUAAACAUACAAAUGUUGGAGGAUAAUUUCAAAAUUAUAUGUGAAGAUAAAUCCGAAUAUUCCUUUCCCAAAAGAGACUGUGUGCAAAUUCCUAUCAAGCAUUCCUCCACAGAAGAAAUAGGGCUCUAUAUUUUAAACAAAAUAAUAGAGGAAUUAGGCUUGCCAUUUUUAAAGGCACGCAGUGUUAACUACAUGGAGGUAACCGUGAGUGAAUCCCCAACGCAAAAGGCAACGGUUCACAGGAACAUUUGA
This is a messenger RNA of Plasmodium knowlesi strain H, 519 nucleotides long. RefSeq names its product 6-pyruvoyltetrahydropterin synthase, putative. The record is from RefSeq and is a predicted model, not a curated record. The coding region runs from base 1 to 519 and encodes 172 amino acids. Lineage: Eukaryota; Apicomplexa; Aconoidasida; Haemosporida; Plasmodiidae. The transcript has a single exon.